AUGGGCCAUGUCGCACAGUUUCUCGACGUGUCCAUCUUCACCGGACACCUGAUGUUGGGAUAUUGUGAGCCAGCAUACAGGAAGGAGUUUCCCAGCAACAACUUCUGGCUUCUGACUGUCUUGUGGUCAAUCUGGAACGUGCUGUCACACCCGUUUUGGCGAGACAACGUCGUUGAUUUUUUCGUGGUUUGGCCGCAGGAGCUUCACACGAUCUUGAACAUCGCUGCUAUUGUGGUGUGUUCUGCCACGCAGAUCAUGCCGUCAUGGAGGCACCUGGCAUGUAUGGUGAUGGGCGAGUUCUUCCUGAGCUUAGCACUUUCAGCUGCGGAGGUGCUGAGUGCUUUUGUGGAAGCGCUGGAUCCAACAGCACUCGAUUCGCCGACCGUGCGCUUUGAUUUAGUCAUCUUCAACAUUGCCAUCUUGAUCAUCGGCUCGACCAUUGUGUUGGGCGCGUUGAACCCUGAAAAGGACAUGAAGAGCAACGACAGUGAGGCACUGCCACUUACGUCUGCACUUCAUUCCCAGGCCUUUGAGGACGACUUAGAGCGAAGGAAGCGAGCGGUGUUGACGGCUCUUUGCGACACGGUCCUGACAACCAACGCCUACUUUGCUAUCUCCUCCAGCAACGAAAGCGCGGACAGGCUGUUCAAGAGGCCAAUGCUGCAUGAGAUCUUUACAGACUACCUGAAAGACUCGGCAGAAAAGGCAAAAUUUCUGUCCUCCAUGAAGAAGCAGUUUCCCGAGGAUGAUUCUUUAAGCGACGGUCCAAAGCGGCUGAGAGUUACCAUGCGCGAUGCGCAUGGAAAGCUUUUUGAAACUGACGUAGUGGUCUCGGAUGCCAGUACGGAUCUGAGGACUGGGAAAGCUUCCAAGCUGAUGGUGGCUAUGCACAUUCGUCCAGAGUAUCGAUCACAAGUUCUGGCAGAGGCUGCUAAACUGCGUCCAAGCCGAUGGCGGGGUGAUGCAGGUGCAGAGACAUCGCAGCCAAAUACAAUGAUGGCUGGCCUUGCUGGUCUGGCAGGUGAUCUGCAGUCAAUGGGCAUGGCCAUUGAGUCAGUCCAGGUAGACUCGGCGAGGGCAGCUCCGCCACAGCUCAAAGGAAUUGAGGAGCAGCAGCGCCUCUUCCACAGAGAUUUCAGUCAGGAGCUGCUGAGCAUUUACCGGGACUUGUUGCGAAGUGACUCGACUGGCAAGCAAGCAGGCUCAGCUGUGAGAUCUGCGGCCUCAAAGUCAGGACCGCCGCGGAUACGUUUGCACCGAGCAAACUACGAGUCAUUCCGUCGCCGAACCUCGUUUGCCGCGGGUCUGGGAGAACAGCAGGUUGACCUGAGAAGCCUGUCGCUUUCAGAUGCAGAGAUAAGAUAG
Messenger RNA from Symbiodinium natans, 1365 nucleotides. The record is from the annotation of a GenBank genome assembly. NCBI's taxonomy places the organism in Eukaryota, Dinophyceae, Suessiales, Symbiodiniaceae.